Molecule: messenger RNA, 840 nt
Organism: Kwoniella botswanensis
Lineage: Eukaryota; Fungi; Basidiomycota; Tremellomycetes; Tremellales; Cryptococcaceae
Exons: 2
Coding region: 1-840 (279 amino acids)
Biological process (GO): secondary metabolic process
Cellular component (GO): cytoplasm
Molecular function (GO): oxidoreductase activity
Source: RefSeq, a predicted model, not a curated record
AUGACGACAAAGAGCUCCACUGUCAUUCUGAUAACAGGUGCGAAUACAGGUAUAGGCUAUGCUACGGCCCAGGCACUCCUCACCUCACCAAGCCCAUCGCCAAGUAAUUCAAUGACUAUCAUCAUCACUUCCCGUACUCUUGACAAGGCGGUGCAAGCAUCACGGGAUUUACAAACAAAUCAAGCUCUCUCAGAGGCUUUCGAGUCGGGAUGUAGAGUUGUACCCAGGCAGCUGGACAUCGAUGAUGAAGAGAGUGUGAAAGCAUUACAUAAGGAAGUCGCGGAGAAAUAUGGGAAAUUAGAUGUGUUGGUCAACAAUGCCGGUGCACAUUACGAUUUCCAAGUGGCGUCCGGCAAGAUGUCCACCCGCGAUGCGUUCCUCAAAUCAUUCACUACCAACGUCGUAUCGACCCAUUUAUUCACCGAGACAUUCGUCGACCUACUACUUGCUUCUUCCACACCUCGAUUGCUCUUCCUAUCUAGUGGGAUCUCAUCCUUGGGUGACCAUUCCAACCCACAUGUCCCUGUUAAUUUCUCACCUCCAGCCGGAUGGCCUAAACAACCGAUAUUCCAAGUCCCUACCUAUCGGACGAGCAAGACAGCGAUGAACAUGAUGAUUCUGGAAUGGUGCAGGACACUAAAGAAUGAUACUGUCAAGAUACAUAUACUUGACCCAGGGUUUUUGAGUACUACCCUCGGUGGAGCUCAACCUGAAGUGUUGAAAGAGAAAGGAGCGAAGGAUCCGAUUGAAGGUGGAAAAUUUAUAAGGAGUGUGAUCGAAGGUAAGAGAGAUGAUGAUCAGGGGAAGUUGAUUGGGGUAGAUGGUAUUGUACCUUGGUAG